Molecule: messenger RNA, 273 nt
Organism: Linnemannia hyalina
Lineage: Eukaryota; Fungi; Mortierellomycota; Mortierellomycetes; Mortierellales; Mortierellaceae
Source: the annotation of a GenBank genome assembly
AUGAUGCCACUGUUUGUCGGCACUGCAGGAAUCGGCGUCAACUCGAGGAUCAAGAGCCAUCUUAAAUAUGGCGGAAAACGUGUAGUAGAACAACACGCUCGAGCAGGAGCCGUUGUGAUGGUUGAUGAGAGCAUGACAUCAAAUAUCUGUAUGUUCUGCUUUCUGGAGAUGCGAUUGGCGCACGCAACUGUCAACGGCAAGUCGGUCAAGGUUCACGGAGCAGUCGAGUGUAUCAAUCCCUCCUGUGACUCCUUCAAGGCAGGAUACACCUAA